CUUGAUUGUUAUGUGUCAUUUAGUGACAUUCCAGCAUUUUUUUCUGUACGAACGACUUUAGAUCCGCAUAUUAACACGCACUUAGUCAUAUCAUGAAUAAAAAAGAUAAGAGGAAAGGCUCCCGAUCGGAUAUGAUAGAACAGUUACAAGUACUGUUCGACAGCACAUCCUCCUUAGAAGCAGUCCCAGAUUUUGAUCGCUCUGUCAUAGAGGAACAGGCUAAGCGAAGGUUCAAGCAAAGUACUCGUCAUUUUUCGCAAAAAAAGAAGAUCCUUUUUGAUAAAAGAAAGUACUUCACUGAUAAUCCCCGGAUGAAUGAUGAGAACCGCCGGAACUUGCGAGAUGAACCUUCAUGGUAUGGAUAUCCUAAGGAUAUGGAAGAAUUUGCUCAGAACAUCAUGAUAAAAGCAUGGAGGAACGAUAUCCGUCUCAAGGAACUAGCUAUGAAAUGUCAAGAUAAGCCUAGCUACCAGGGUAGAUUUAGACUAGAUAUGGUCAACAGGUUAUAUGUAAAGGAACCAAAACAUAUACCAAUGAAAACAGUGCUGGAUGUUGACAGCAAAUAUUUUGAGACUAUCGAGGGACGUCCGAACCCUGAGAGGUUCAGUUUAAGAGAGUACAUAGACACAGUACGAGAAACGUUGAGAAUAAAGAUAGCAAUCGGUUACCGCGACGACGAGAUUAUGCUGAUUGAAGAGAAUCUGACGAUGGAACAAAAAAUGAUCAAUAUAAUCAACCAUAACUACCAAAAUUACGUCAAUGCUUUCGAAGUGUUUCUCUUUAAAGAUCACCAUAACUCCAUGGCCAUCUUAGAGGAAUGUGAAAAAACUUCAACAAAAGCAAUCGAACGGUACGAAGAGUACAAACUGGCCGCAAAAAAAUACGCCUCUAUGAAAUCCGCACUAUACUUUUCUGAGGAAAAGUGGAGGGACUGUAAAAUGUAUCAGGAGUUCUUAUUCAACAUGAGCCCGGUACGUUUCCGUCUAGCACAUCCCGCACAGUCCAAAAACGUUGAUACCAUUGCAGAAGAUAUCAUGGACGAUGACAUCUUCGCGAAGUACAAAAUCGCUCUAGAUGACGCUGAGCUCACGUUAUCUGAUAUAAAGGAAAUCGCAAACGAAUGUCAGAGCGCCUGUCCAGCUGAUAUUUACUUCAAAGAACCUAGUGAAUUGGUCGAGGUGUUUAGGUACAUGGAGUUGCAGAAUUUGAACAAUCUUUUAUAUUGCGAAGAAUUAUCUGCACCAUUAGAAACUGUGAAGAAUACAAUGAUACAGGCAGAGAAGAUGUUUGAUAAAGACAUCGCCAGCCUCAGUGAGAUCAUAGGAAGACUAGAAUCUGGAAUCAUGUGGGAAGAAGAAAGAGCCAAAUACUUAGAAGAUUACGCAAAAAAAUUGAUCAACCAGGAGCUCAGGCACCUAAUUAUCGAUGAUAGUAUUCUAAAUCUUUACGUCUUUGUUGAAGACUGCUUUGAAACUAGAGUUGCUCCGAAUGAUGCCAAUCUAACAAUGUUAGAAAUGAUCAGUGGCAUAUCCAAAAAGUACGGAGAUGAAUUACUCAUUAUGGAAAAGGUACCUAAAGAAAUAAUAUCGGCGCUUGGAGAAAGCUGCGUCCAAGAGAAUAUGGCGACAAUGAGACUUGCAGAAAAGGCUGCCAAGCAAGUUGCCGAACUGCAUAGAUUGACCGCUAGCUUGAUAAAGACCUUUGCGCCGCCUUAUAAGAAACCCCCAUGUAAAGGGAGAUCCGUAGUCUUCGAUAUAUUUAGGUGAGGAGGUUGAAGUGGUUCACCCUGUAUAACGCAUCUAAAAUGUUUCUAAGAGCCAAGAAAUAGAUCUGCGGUAAAACGGCCUCCCGCGUUGAAAAAAGUACCUAGCCGCAAGCUUACGCCUGAGGAAGAAGAAUACCUAGAACACUUCACAGACUUUUGCAAAUACACAGACAAUCCCAAAGACUUCGGUGUUGAUACUUCUGUGAUGCAAAAACUUGCACGGUACCAGUUAAAAGAGAAGGAAGAUGCAUCUGAGGAAAGGAUUGUUUUUGGGGCUUCUUCAAAAUCUGGCAAGGAGGGAAAGAAAUAGUAUUGAUGUGGAGUGUAACAUUGAAAUAAAUAUAUUCAUAGUGCUU
Molecule: messenger RNA, 2121 nt
Organism: Acanthoscelides obtectus
Lineage: Eukaryota; Metazoa; Arthropoda; Insecta; Coleoptera; Chrysomelidae
Source: the annotation of a GenBank genome assembly